GACUAGUAUGUUAGAGGAGUUGUAGGGGUGUGAUGCCACAACCUGCUUAUAAAGGGGCGCACACAUUGACGCUCUAAAGCAGUGCAUAACGACUAAUUUUGCGGGUCAUUCACCACGCACAGCCAGCCGUAGACAUGGAGUCGUUUAACGUGGUGGAGACGCUACAGCCUGCCGAGAGAGCGCUCUUCUGGGUCGGUGCACUUACCACGGCCUCGCUGGCGCUGUGGCUGUUGUACAAGAUCAUCACUGGCUUUAGGAUAUGGGUGCUGGGAAACGGGGAUUUACUCUCUCCCAAAUUGGGAAAAUGGGCAGUUGUGACGGGAGCCACAGAUGGAAUUGGGAAAUCCUAUGCGGAGGAGCUUGCUCGACGAGGAUUCUCCAUGAUGCUCAUCAGCCGUUCCCAGGAGAAGCUUGACGACGUGGCAAAGUCUCUCGAAUGCGCAUAUAAUGUGGAAACAAAAACCAUCGCGGUGGACUACGGUCAGAUUGAUAUCUAUCCUAAAAUCGAAAAGGGUCUUGCUGGACUGGAGAUUGGAGUCCUUGUGAACAAUGUGGGAAUCUCAUAUCCAUACCCUGAAUUCUUCCUCCACAUCCCUGAUUUGGAAAACUUCAUCACCAACAUGAUCAAUGUCAACAUCACCUCAGUGUGCCAAAUGACUCGUCUGGUGCUGCCCAGAAUGGAGGCAAGAGCUAAGGGUGUCAUCCUCAAUAUCUCCUCUGCCAGUGGCAUGUUCCCCGUCCCACUCUUGACCAUCUACUCCUCCACCAAGGCUUUUGUGGACUUCUUCUCACUUGGACUUCAAGCAGAGUACAAGUGCAAAGGGAUCAUCAUCCAGAGUGUGCUGCCUUUCUUUGUAGCUACCAAGAUGACGAGGAUCAGGAAGCCUACCCUGGACAAGCCCACCCCUGAACGCUACGUAGCUGCUGAACUGACUACUGUGGGACUGCAAGACCAGACCAACGGCUAUUUCCCUCACGCCGUCAUGGGCUGGGUGACCACCGUUCUGGCCCCCAUCAAGCUGGUCCUCUACCUGGGCCUGCGCAUGAACAAGGCCCAGCGCGGCGGAUACCUCAGGAGGAGAAAGCUGCGAUAGGUUGAGGACAUUGUGUGAUGGAAACCAAACUGGAUGAGAUGUUUUACAAAACACAUGUACUGAGAUUUGAGAUUCACUUGGAGUCGUUUUGAAUCUCACAUCUUUGAAGUGCUUCCUCUUACGUAAUGUAUUUUUUUGUGUGUUAAAUGUUGUGUGUUUUUGUUCUCUUUGGAUAAAUAUCUGGACAUGCUCACGUUCCACAAUGACUCAUUAUUAUUGACUUGUUGCUGGUUGCCAGAAAUGGAGACCAAUCUUCUUUAUAGGGUGAGAGAAGUGUGUCGGGAGGGUUUUGUGUCCACUGCUGUUGUAAGCAGAGGGUUAUUUAUAUGGUGAUGGUGUUUUAUAUUUAUUUAAUUACUAAUUAUGCAUUUUCUUUUUAUCUGGGACUAUCUGUUUGCACUCUUGUUAACUGCCAAUAACUAGUUUGCAUUCAUGCCUUAGACCUUCUAAUGAGUGAUAAAUGGGUGCUGGCCUUUCUUAUCAUUAAUUUAACACAUUAAGCAAAUCUAUAGUGGCUAUUUUGGGAUCUUGUACUGUAUCAAUAUAAAACCAAAGGUCUGAUUUAAGUGUAUUUUUGUACAUUGGCCUUUUUCAGGCUUUUCAGAGUUUACCUGUCAGAUUUGGUUUAUUUAAAACCUGUGCCUUUUUAUAGAAUAUAAAACUUGGUCACGUUUAUUGAAAGGAGAUCUAAUACAUGUUUACAUGAUGUUCUCCAUGCACUGAAGACUUAAAGGUGUGGUGGAAUGUCACCCGAGUGUCUUGGGUUUCAUCCAAAGCUGGAUUUGAGGAAUACCUCCAUAGCUUAGAUCUCUGUAUGAUUAUUUACGGACCAGUGCAAAGUCCAGGUGGUUAAACCUCAUUAGUCGUCCCCUGGUUUAAAACUUGAAUGUUCUUAUUCCAGACAUGUUGAAGAGUGGAACACCAUGUGCUGCUUUACUGAUGCAUGACAAUCUGAAAUCUUGUUUGUUAAUAAAAGUGAUUUCUGUAUUGAUUUUGUAUUUGUCUUUUUUAAUAAAUUUUAUGAUGCUGCA
Messenger RNA from Sinocyclocheilus anshuiensis, 2125 nucleotides. Its product is annotated as very-long-chain 3-oxoacyl-CoA reductase-A-like. Gene Ontology annotation, cellular component: endoplasmic reticulum. The record is from RefSeq and is a predicted model, not a curated record. The transcript has 11 exons. Gene Ontology annotation, molecular function: oxidoreductase activity. NCBI's taxonomy places the organism in Eukaryota, Metazoa, Chordata, Actinopteri, Cypriniformes, Cyprinidae. The coding region runs from base 135 to 1094 and encodes 319 amino acids.